Cavenderia fasciculata is the source of this 1623-nucleotide messenger RNA. RefSeq lists its product as uncharacterized. NCBI's taxonomy places the organism in Eukaryota, Evosea, Eumycetozoa, Acytosteliales, Cavenderiaceae. The record is from RefSeq and is a predicted model, not a curated record. The coding region runs from base 1 to 1623 and encodes 540 amino acids. The transcript is spliced from 4 exons. Gene Ontology annotation, molecular function: DNA binding; nuclease activity. Gene Ontology annotation, cellular component: nucleus; Holliday junction resolvase complex. Gene Ontology annotation, biological process: replication fork processing; mitotic intra-S DNA damage checkpoint signaling; double-strand break repair.
AUGGAUAGAAACGAUUCGAUUGAUGUAGAUGACUUCCAUCUCUCCUUGGCUGAAAUAGCAAAGAAAGAAAGAGAAAGAAAACAUCAACAACAAUAUACAAGUACUAGUAGUAGUCGAGGUAGCAAUAGUGAUAGGAAAAGAAAGGAAGUAGAGGAGAAUACAUAUGAUAUAAGGGAUCCUCAAUCAUCACCACCACAACAUACUACUACUAGUACUAGUACAACUUCAACAACUUCAACAACUUCAACUUCAUCUUCAACUAGAACAAAGAAAUCAAAGAAACCAAUACCAACAUCUGAUGAAGAGUUUUAUUUCAAUGAAAGUAUAGAUGAUGAUCAAAUUUGUUUAACUGGAUGGAAUGAUCAUUCAAAAUCGACAACAAAUAGAACAAACAAUUAUAAUGGUACAUCUUCAUCAUCAUCAAAAACAUCAUCAUCAUCAUCAUCAUCAUCAAAGACGACAACAUCUUUGUGGGAGAAUGAAGAUAUACAAGAUGAACCAGACGAUGAUGAUGAUGAUGAUGAUCUCGAUCAACUAGUUGCAAAUGAAUUUGAAUCAGCCAAGGAUAGAAAAAAAAGGAACAAAUGGAGAGGGCAAAAGAAAAGGAAAAAGAGUAAUGAAUUUGGAGACCUAGAUGAUGAUAUAGAUAACAUUGAUAUGGAUAACAACAACGAUUCAUCUAUUAAAACAAAAGGAAGAAAACGAUCACCAACAUUGGAUGCUACCAAAAAAGUAAAAGCACCAAAAAAGAAAACUAAAAAGGAUGCAUUAAAGGAAAUGAGUUUGGUAUUUGACGAAAAUCUACAUUGUCUGUCAGAAACACAAGACCUUUUAACCUAUAUUCCACAAGAAAUAAAGGUUUGUCAAGAAACUUUAAGAAUACAAUUUUCAAUCAUUUGGAAAAGACAAUUAGAUAAUGGAACAAAUAAACCAGAGGAUUAUAUAAUAUUAAAAUAUCCAGCUGAUAUUUUCUAUGAAUAUGUUGAAAAGAGUCAAUUGGUAGAGAAAAUAGCAGAAUUAACAAAUAGCAAUAGAGAUAAACGAUUUAUAUUAUUCAUUGAAGGAUUGGAUCCAUUCCUAAGAAAAAAAUCACAAGCCAUUGAAUCAAAUAUGAAAAAUGGUAAUAGGCAAACUGUUGGUACUCAUGUUACAAAACAAGAAAUUGAAAGAUUAUUAAUUAAACUAAGAAUUGAAUAUAAAAUGAUGAUUUAUCAACCAUCAAAUAGAUUAGAAUUUGCAUCAUUAUUGACAAAGUUGACAGAGACAUUGGCAUUUUUACCAUACAAAGAAGCUACGAAUGAAUUGUUUGAAGGGUUUUGUGCAGAGGCGAUCAAGAAAAAAGGAAAACAACCAGCUGAAAUUUGGUUGUAUCAAUUGUCAAUGGUUCAUGGUAUUUCUAGUAAUAUAGCAAGAUGUAUCGUUGCCAAAUAUCCAACCUUUAUUUCACUGUAUCGUGCCUAUGAAAAAUUAAAAGAUGAAAAUGAUCGAGAGACUAUGCUUUCCAAUCUAAAGAUUGAAUCAACCAAUGCCAACACUACCAAGACUCAAAAGAAUCUUGGUCCACAUUUAUCAUCUAAAAUUCAUAGAUUCAUUUGUUCAAAUGAUCCAAAUACUUUAAUUUAA